Saccostrea echinata is the source of this 1346-nucleotide messenger RNA. RefSeq names its product ficolin-2-like. The transcript has 7 exons. Bases 1 to 1038 code for a protein of 345 amino acids. The record is from RefSeq and is a predicted model, not a curated record. Lineage: Eukaryota; Metazoa; Mollusca; Bivalvia; Ostreida; Ostreidae.
AUGUUAUUAUGUAAUCAUCAUGUCCUAGACAUUUUGUUUUUAUUUUUAACACUGCUUUGUGUAAACGGGGAGAUUCAGCAAACUCAUUUCAAAUUUUAUGGAGAAGUUUUCAAAAAUGAAGGCUCUCAUGUGAUAGGUCAGUAUUCUACAAUUUCUAAAAGUCGUUGUGCUGCCUCAUGUCGGGAAAAUGAUAGAUGUCAGGCAUUUGAGAUGUGUACAGAUGAUCCCCCAGAAUGUCGACUUACAACCGGGGAGACUCCAAUACAAGCUCACAAUUCUUCUCAUCCAAGAUGUCAGUUAUUUUACAUGGUAAACAACUGUGAAACCGGGCAUUGGGAUAGAGUCCAGGAAAAAUGUGUUCAAAAUAAUACUAAUGCCAUCCCUACAAAUAACUGCGUUGACUGUCACUGUUUGUUGGGGCUAUUGUCCAUGCUUCUGGGUGGAGAAACUACAUAUACUCUGUCUAGCGGAAAAACUCUUCUCUGCGAUUUAGAGUUAGGGUUAUUGACGACAUACAAAUGGACGAUAAUCCAGAGACAUCAAAUAGGCGGAUCCGUUGAUUUUGAUAAGGACUGGAAUGAAUACAAACAUGGAUUCGGAUCAGUGACGUCAGAUUUCUGGAUAGGAAAUGACGUCAUACAUCAUCUAACAAACAACGGAAACACUCUUCUGCAGAUUAAGAUGAUCAAGACAAAUGGUUAUUCACUGAACGUUGAGUACUCAUUCUCUAUUGAUUCAGAGUCAAACAACUACAUGCUCCAAGUUUCUAAUUUUCAAGGCAGUUUUGGGAUAGGGGACCCAUUUACACCAGUCUGUCUAGAAUGCGCGAACGGGAUGAAAUUCACAACAAAAGAUAGGGACAACGAUAAUAACGGAACCGGAAACUGCGCAGAAGUAAGCAAAGGCGGUUGGUGGCAUAACUCUUGUCAAAAGUCAAACCUGAAUGGACGAUUUGGUGAAUCUGACUAUCGGCUCGGCGUAAAUUGGGAUACCAUCACUAACCUUCGUUAUGUCGAAAUGAGGGUUAGGAAUCCUUGACCUGGCAGACAUUUUAGAAAUACUAUUUUUGAGAUCGCAAGAUGUUAACGAUUUGAACUUCUACUACUUUAUACUAUUUUAUAUAUUAUCAUAUUGACGCUUUCGUAACAGAUCAGCUACAGUGUACUGUUUAAAGCAAUGUUCCUGUCAAAAUGGUCUGUGUAUGGUAAAGUUUUUCUUAGUCGUGUCUGUUCACAGUAAAAAUUCAAGGAAUGCAAAAUUUGCGGUAGUGAGUACACGUGUAAAAUAUGUAUAAACUUUAUGAGUCACAUCUCUUUUGCCAUGCCCGUUUUGUGCGACAUUUGUUA